AUUAUAUUCACUCGGUACCCUUUAUCGCUCUUCACAGAAACCCUCUCUCUUCCCCACCAAAAGGUGCGUUUUUGAUCCGAACUCCCAUCUCUCUCACACCUGGCUUGAACACCCUUUACACCACAUACGAGCUUCUUCAAAGAAAACCCCAUAAACAUAAAUGGAUGUCAACAGAAAAAUCAUAUAAAAAACCGCCGAAACAUUGCGCAGUAAUGUUGAGAAAGACUCAUAAAUCUUGGAGCUCGUUGUAGAUCUCUGUUUUUCCCUUGAACCCUUUUCAUCCUGGUCUUAACUGCCGCUUUUUCCUUUCCCUUUGAAGCUCAUUUCGGAUUGUUUGUCUCUGCCGCAUGCAAGUAAUGCAUUUCUUUUUAAUCUUAUUAUUCCCAGAGCUUCCUUUUUGUUAGUGCUGUGUUUAUUUGUGGGUGAUAGCGAGGUUUUUGACGGUUUUUAUGACUGUGGAUUGUGUUUCAAAAUGAACAGCUGAGGGUUCAUUCGAGGAAUUUUCCCCUGGUCUUUGGGUUCUGGGGGUUUUGGAGAUGGGGAGUUCUGGUGAGGCCAAGGGUAUCGAUUCAUCGGUUGGAGGGUUAGUUUGGGUCCGCCGCCGAAAUGGGUCGUGGUGGCCGGGCAAGAUUUUGGGCCUCCAUGAAUUGUCGGAGAGUUGUUUGGUUUCUCCGAGAUCCGGUACGCCGGUGAAACUUCUAGGUCGCGAAGACGCAAGCAUUGACUGGUACAAUCUUGAGAAAUCUAAGAGGGUGAAGGCGUUUCGAUGUGGGGAAUAUGAUGAAUGCAUUGAAAAGGCAAAGGCUUCUGCAGCGAACUCUUGUAAGAAGGCUGUGAAAUACGCCCGGAGGGAAGAUGCAAUUUUACAUGCUCUUGAGCUUGAGAAUGCCCUUCUAGGUGAGGACCAGUUGGAAUUUAGCUAUAGGACUCAGAAAAGUGCGUCAGAUGGCGAGCAUGCUGUCUUAGCUAGUGAAUCUCCUCUUGUGUCGGAUUCUUGUGAAGAAGAAGAAGGAGAAGAAGUAGAGGAGGAGGAGGAGGAAGAAGAAGAAGAACAAGAACAAGAACAAGAACAAGAAGCCAUCAUGUCGGAUGAUGUUAGUAAUUCUGAAGACACUUGUUCAAAGAAAAGUAAUUCUGAAAUGAGUUCUUAUUCAGCCCCUGAAAUUUCUCAUUCAGACAUUCCUUUGGAAGAGACUAAUCAUGCCAGUUCUUCGAAGGUGCUAUCUGAACAUUAUAGGAGGAGAACGCCGAAUGAUUCAGAGGAUGAUGGAACCGUUAAGCGUAUGAGAGGACUUGAAGAUUUGGGUAUCGGUUCAUUGGCAAAUGGGAAAGCCCACUCAGGAGACCAACCUGAAAUAGUUCAACAAGAGGUUGCUUCUCCUCGUGACGUGAAUGCCGGGAAUUGUGUGACUAAUGGAAAUCCCCCAAAGAUUAUUCAUAUGUAUUCAUCGUCAUUGAGAAGAAAAAGAUCUCCGGUGCCAACUGUACAGGAAUUCUUGAAAAGGAAAAAUCGCCAUCGACCGUUGACAAAGGUUUUGGAGAGUACAGCAAUGGUAUCUGUUCCUGUGACUUGUGAUCAACUUCCUAAUACAUGCAGUUCGCUCGCACGAGGGACAUCUGAUGGUAAACCGGCUGAAUUAGAUAUUGAGAAAAAGAGAAGUAAUUCUUCGGUGACUAUCAAUAGUUCCGAUGGCGAUGGCAUAGUUUCUCGUGACAAUGAAGCCUCAUUAAGUGCUUUGGAAGUAUCUCGGAUAAAUUCCGAGGCAAAGGAAAAUGAAGUCUCCAGUAUAUCGGAGCUCCCUCAAAAUAACACUUCCGAUAAGCUAUUUGACGUGCCAUUUGUUGGAGAGGAGAAGAACGCUGCUGGUUUUUCUCCUACGAAUCCCUCUUCUUCAUCCGGUAGAUCUAAGGUUGGUACCUUAGGAAGGCAGUCGAGUCGAAACAGUCCAGUAUCUUUGGAAAAUGAGGCAACGAAGGAACCCAGUUCUACGACUUCAGGUGCCGUUCGUAACGAUAAUAUUAACCAAAAGAUCGAGAGAGGUACUUCAAGGUGGCAGAUAAAAGGAAAGAGGAAGUCAAGGCAUUUAAGUAACUACAGAAAACAAGAUUCAAUAAACUCCUUGGAUGUGGAAGAUGCAUCGGAUUCUUGCUUGGCAGGUAAAGUAGAUUGCAACAGCUUUGGUCGAUCCCCAUCGGCAAAUGAUCGUAGCCUACUCGAGUGGGGUAAACAAAUACCUAACAGGAAGCCUCAUGCAAGCGAACUGAAAACUGAGGUGAACCCGUUGCUUGACGACUCUCUGAUACCUCAAAAGUUGCUUCCUUAUCGCCCGUCCCGCUUUACUGUCCAUUCUCGAUAUCAGAUGCCAGAAUAUUACGUUAGAAACUACGGAGCGAAUUCAUUAUUAUAUGAUGUUGAGCUUGAGGUGAAAGCGAGCUAUAGGCCUCAGCAUGUUCCAUUGGUAUCUCUGAUGAGUAAAUUGAAUGGUAAAGCCAUAGUUGGCCAUCCUCUCACUGUAGAAGUUAUGGAAGACGGGCACUGCGAUUCGUUGUUGAGCCGAGCAGAUAGUGAACCAGAAGGCGGCUAUAACCGUUGCGCAGUCAAGCACAUCACAUCUACUAGAACUCUAGCCAAACAGUCAAAACAAUCACCAUCCCAACCUUGUUUCUCACCGAGCAAAUCGCCGAGAAUGAAAAAAACGGGGCAUUUAUGUAAAAAGAUCCGCAAACUAUCGUCGCUGACUGGUAACCGACACCAAAAUCAGCCGAAACGAUUGGUGCAGAAGUCAAACGAUCAUGUCAUCAGUUGCAUCCCCCUUAAAGUAGUAUUCAGUCGGAUAAACGAAGCAGUGAGCGGUAUAGGUCGACCAUCACAGCAUGCGUUAACAGAAGGCAUCCCAUGAGACGGGUUUGUUCUUUGAUAGCUUUGCUUGAAUUAUCUGAUUUAGAGUUUGUGGUAUGCAUACAGCAGUAUUCAACAUUAAGUUAGAUUGAUAGCAUCAACUGUACAAGUUCUUUGAUAUUUUGAUAUUAUUGUAGAGAGGAAGCGGUAGGAGGAGAGGAGUAGGAAGCUUGGUUUCUGAUAGGGUUGUAUAUAAUGUAAAACUAGCGGCGGCAGAGUUGUAAAGAUGGUGUUUGGAAUCAUCUGGUAUUUGGUAUUAUUAGUUACUUUUUCUUAGUUCAAGAGUUAAUAACUUCCAA
This is a messenger RNA of Cucurbita moschata (crookneck pumpkin), 3198 nucleotides long. RefSeq lists its product as uncharacterized. The coding region runs from base 537 to 2900 and encodes 787 amino acids. The record is from RefSeq and is a predicted model, not a curated record. The transcript has 3 exons. Lineage: Eukaryota; Viridiplantae; Streptophyta; Magnoliopsida; Cucurbitales; Cucurbitaceae.